AUGCUUUACUUAAUUUUUGGCAACAACUUUUUCCUCUGGAAAUGUUUUAGAAGACGGAAUAAAUUAAAUUUAUUUUUAUUUAAUUAUUACAAAUUGUUAUUUUUAUUAGAAUGUUUAAAUGCACAAAAACAACAACAAAAUUGUUUUGAAAAACAAUACAAAAAUUUACAAAUUAAUUUUGGUUCUCUACAUAUUAUUAAACGAAUUGGCAUAGUUUCGGCUCCAGAUGCAUUUUAUUUGGCACAUUAUAUAGAUGAAGAUAUUGCUGAAAGGAGGAUUAAAAAUUAUAAAAUUGAGACGGGAGAUGAUAGGAAUUUUUUAAAAAUGUCAAAUGGCGAAAAACAUGUAAUUUAUUCAAGUAAUUCUGCACAUAAUUUGGAAUGGUCACAACCUGAAAUAUUAGUCAACAUAAUUCAUUUAAUUUCAAUUAAUUUAAAUAAAAAUAAAACAAUUCAACAACAACAACAUUCCCCAAUUAUUUUUGUUAAUGCCUGCAAAGCACAAAAUUCAAAGCCAUUUUCAAUUAGCAAUCCUUUUGCGGUUAAUCCAAUGCUUUUAGGAAUUGCUUCUGCUGCUUAUGAAAAUGAAUUGAUUAUUAAUUUUAAAACUUUUGAAAAUGGUCUUUUAUUUUAUUCAAUGGCUAAUCAUGGUGAUCACUUAAUCGUUCAGCUAUCUUUUGGCCGUUUAGAAAUAUAUUUUGAUUUUGGUGCAAAUCAAAGAAAUGUACUUAUUGAAGGAUUGGCUUUAAAUGAUGGAGAAUGGCACGAGAUGCGUUGGUUACAUCAUUUUGAUAGUGUAGAAUUGUUUGUAGAUUCAAUUUUAAUAAAUACAACAGAAAUUGGUGGCCUUUAUCGCAAAUUAGAUUUAAAUUCCGAAAUAGAAAUUUGUGGAAGAAAUGAAGAAUUUGUUGUUGAAAAGAUUAAUGGAUUAAAUAUAGAAAAUGGAUUUCAUGGUUGUUUUGCUAGAAUAAUGCUAAAUAAUGUUGAUUUAUUAUCCUCUGCGCCUGUAGAAUUGAAAGAAUGUAAAAGUAAUGGUUUUAUUUUUUUAAUGAUAAAUAAAAUAUGGAACUCAUGUAAGCUCGCGUUAAAUGACAUUAUCCCUCAACCACAACUUUUUUCUCUUGGAUUAUCUACUAGUCUACAAAUUCCAUAUACAUUUCUACCGUUUUCAUUAGAUUUUUAUAUAAUUCCAAAUUCUGGUCCUUUACUUACAAUUUUGGAUAAUGAAAAUUCUAGUCUUUUACAAAUAAAAAUUGAAGAAAAAGAAGAAAUUGAACAAGAAGAAGAAUUGUUACCAAAUUAUAUAAUUAGUAUAAACACCGGAUUUGAAGGAGAUAAACCUAAAAGAAUGCAAACAUUUUUACUCUCAGCUUCUGGUUGUUAUCGUUCUACAACAAUUGACUUAAAUCAAGGAAUAUUAAUUGGAAAUGAAUACAAGCGAGAUGAAUGUUCUUUAAUUCAAAAAUGUUCACCAAAUCCGUGUAUGAAUGGAGGAAAAUGUAUACAAAAUAAUUUUUAUACAUUUAAUUGUAAAUGUUCAAAUAAUUAUAGUGGAAGAUUUUGCCAAAUUUGUUUAGUUUUUUUUAAAUUUAUUUUGGGAUUUUUUUUCUUUAUGCUAGCAAUAAGGGGAAGUCCGCAGGUCAAACUAGUAAAAAAGUUUGGUCUCAUUGUCAGACAGAUCACUAAAUUACCAUCUUCAUGCGAACAAUAUUUUGCUUUAAAUACUUCAAAAAAUAUUGCUAAAAGAAUUAAUAAACAAUUAUUAAUGAUUGACUUGGACGGCGGUGGUUCAUUAAAACCCUUCAAUGUUGAAUGUAAAAAAAUAAAUAAUUUAAAGAAAAAAGGAGAAAAAUCUCAAAAAGAAAAUAUUGAAUACUUUACUAUUUUAAAUAAUGAUGCUCCAAAAACUGGAAUUCAAGUACGGGGUAUUUCUGAGCCUGGUUCUGUUCGUCAUAUUCUCAAUUAUGGAUUAGAUAUGGAUGAAUUGGAUAAUUUUAUUUCGUCGUUUGAACAUUGUGAACAAAAAAUGAGUUUUCAAUGUUCCAACGAUCAACGAUUAAUGACUUAUUCUGGUGAAGAUAAUAAACGCCCAUCUGUUUGGUAUACAACACGUAAUGGACAACAAGGUCUUCAAUGGGGUGAUGCUCCUCCUUUUUCUCGAAUGUGUCCGUGUGCAUUAAAUGAUUCUUGCUUAUUAAACUUUAAAUGUAAUUGUGACAGUGGAGAAGCUUCUUUAGACGAAGGAAUUAAUUCCCAUAUUCAAUUACUUCCAAUUCUUCAAUUAUUUAUUGGAGGGGGAACAAGCAGUCAAUCCUUAGCAAAUGUAAGCAUUGGCCCUUUAGAAUGUUCUGGAAGAUAUAUUUCUGAAACAAUAACAUUUACUGAUAGAAAUCAACGAUUACUUACUUCAUUAAAUUUUAAUAAUGCUAGAACAGUUUAUACUUCAAUUCAGAUUAAAUUAACACAUCCAAGCCUUACUAUAUUUACUUUUACUUCAACAAAUCAAGAACGUUGGUUUCAACUUUCUGUAAGAGAUGGACAUCUUGUUGGACAAAUAGUUAAUGCUGGAUUAAUAAAUGAAAUAAUUAGUGAUGUUCGUGUUGAUGAUAAUCGGUGGCAUUUAAUAUCAUGGGAAAUAGAUGAACAAAAACAAAUUUUACGUGUUGAUUUAAAAGAAAAAAUUUUGAAAGAUUUUUUUAUUUUACCAAAAACUUCAAUUUUAAUUAUUGGUUCGCGUACUUAUAUUCCUGAUCGUUCUGGUUUUGCUGGACAAUUGAAGCAUUUUAUUUUAAAUGGAGAAUCUAUUCGGUUGGGACAAUUGGCAAAAAAAGUUUUGGGAAAUGGAAUUCAAUUAGGUGAAUGGGGGGCUUGUAAUAUCAAAGCAAAUAAUAAUGGAAAAUGUCAAAAUGAAGGAAUUUGUGUUGAAUUAUAUGAUGGAUUUAAAUGUAAUUGUUCUUUAACUCCAUUUGCUGGUGAUACAUGUGAGGAAGAAGUUGGUAUGUGGUUAUCUACUGGUUCAGAAUUACGCAUUGCUUGGCAACAUCCUGGUCAAGUUAAUAAUUGUUUUAGAAUUAAUGUACAAACUUCAAAUAUUAAUAAUAAUGGAAUUAUUAAUUUAAUAAGAGCGAAUGCGUUAUUUGCUGAAUCUCGUUUCAAUUUAAGUAUUGAUAAAGAAGGUCAUUUAAAUGCGUUUAUAUUUGAUGGAUUUUUCUUCACACAAAAUGUAACUUAUGAUAAAAUUAGAAUAACAGAUAAUAAAAACAAAGAUAUUCGUUUUUGUGCAAAUUCAACAGGAUUCUUUUUAAAUAUAAAUGGAGAAAUUGCCUUUUCAUUAUUGGGAAAUUUUACCUUCUUUUCUUUACUUAAUGUUUGGAAUUUUGCUGAUAAACAAAAAUUUAAAGGAUGUAUUUCACGUUUAAUGAUUGGUAAUGCUUUUCCUUUGAAAAAUCCGAAAGAAUCAAGGCUUUUAUAUUCUGGAAAAAUUAAUUUUGGAAGUUGUCCUUUUGAUAAAAUGUAA
Messenger RNA from Meloidogyne enterolobii, 3516 nucleotides. NCBI's taxonomy places the organism in Eukaryota, Metazoa, Nematoda, Chromadorea, Rhabditida, Meloidogynidae. The record is from the annotation of a GenBank genome assembly.